AUGCUGCGCUUCCUCUGGGAGAGCAUCUCCUUCCAGAUGCUCCUUGUCUUCCUCAUUGUCUUCCUGCUCGUCGCCGACUACAUGAAGCACAGAAAGCCAAAGCACUUCCCUCCUAGCCCCUUCUCCUUCCCCUUUGUGGGGCACAUCCACCUGAUGAACUUCAGCAAUCCCCAAAUUAUGGUGCAGAAGCUUACUGAAAAAUACGGGGACAUCUUCAGCAUGCAGCUGGGCAGCACAUCGUUUGUGUUCAUAAACGGACUGCGGAUGGUUAAGGAAGUUCUUGUAAACCAAGGGGAAAACUUCAUAGAUCGCCCUGAAAUUCCUAUUGACAGCGAGGUCUUCAGCAGCAUGGGACUGGUCUCCUCCAACGGGAACUUGUGGAAGCAGCAGAGGAGGUUCACCUUGACCACCCUCCGAAACUUCGGCUUGGGAAAGAGGGGCCUGGAGGAGCGCAUCCAGGAGGAGUGCCAAGGCCUCGUGGAUGCAUUUGGGGAUGAGCAAGGGAAUCCUUUCAACCCUCACUUUAAAAUCAAUAAUGCCAUUUCAAACAUCAUCUGCUCCAUCACCUUUGGCAAUCGGUUUGACUACCAUGAUAAGGAGUUCCAAAAAUUGCUGCAGCUGAUGGACGAGACAGUUAGCCUCCAUGGGACCAUCAUGAGCCAGGUACAGCCCUCCUACCACCAACAUGUCCCCGGAUCCCACCAAACCAUUUUUAAAAACUGGAAGGUGUUGAAAAGUUUUGUGAAAGAGAAGGUCAACAAACACAAGGAGGACUGGAACCCCUUGGAGAGUCGGGACUUCAUUGACAGCUACCUGCAGGAGAUAGCCAAGGACAACGGUGGUGGCAGCUUCCGGGAGGAAAACCUUGUGGCAUGUGCACUCGAUCUGCUGUUCGCCGGGACCGAGACCACUUCCACAACCAUCCGCUGGGCUCUGCUGUAUAUGGCCAUAUAUCCAGAAAUUCAAGCCCGUGUGCAAGCUGAGAUCGACGCGGUCAUUGGGCAGGCACGGCAGCCAGCCCUGGAGGACAGGAGCAACAUGCCCUACACCAAUGCCGUCAUCCACGAAGUGCAGAGGAAAGGCAACAUCAUACCUCUCAACGUGCCAAGACUGACGGUGAAGGACACGGUCUUGGAUGGCUUCCACAUACCGAAGGGCACUGUUUUGCUCACAAAUUUAACCUCCGUGAUGUUUGACAAGAACGAGUGGGAAACCCCCGACACUUUUAACCCCAGACAUUUCCUGAAGGACGGUCAGUUCUGGAAAAGGGAGUCUUUUGUGCCAUUUUCUAUAGGGAAGCGUGCCUGCCCGGGCGAGGUGCUGGCCCGCUCAGAGCUCUUCCUCUUCUUCACGGCUCUGCUCCAAAAAUUCACCUUCCAAGCGCCCCCGGACACCACACUCAGCCUCCAGUUCAAGCUGGGCAUGACAAUGACGCCACAGCCCUACAAGAUCUGCGCCGUGCCUCGGUAG
Molecule: messenger RNA, 1470 nt
Organism: Pygoscelis adeliae (Adelie penguin)
Lineage: Eukaryota; Metazoa; Chordata; Aves; Sphenisciformes; Spheniscidae
Product: cytochrome P450 2J2
Exons: 9
Coding region: 1-1470 (489 amino acids)
Biological process (GO): xenobiotic metabolic process
Cellular component (GO): intracellular membrane-bounded organelle; cytoplasm
Molecular function (GO): iron ion binding; oxidoreductase activity, acting on paired donors, with incorporation or reduction of molecular oxygen, reduced flavin or flavoprotein as one donor, and incorporation of one atom of oxygen; heme binding
Source: RefSeq, a predicted model, not a curated record